AUGGUGAAAGACAAUCAUCCACUCCAGAGAGCCUUUUCUACUUUGACUCAAGGAUUAUUGGAUGAGAUUAUCAAGUCUAUCCACAUCGAUCCCCAAUUCAAACCUAUUCUUCCUAUGGUGAGGAGUGAUUGGGUAUAUUUUUCUUUGCGCUAUGGAGCUAUUGAGAUAUCAGAUAAGUUGCCCACCUCUAUCAAGAAAUGGAAGACCGAGUUCUUCUUUGUAGAUGCAUCUCCUUUUGGAGUUCCUACGCACUUUGAAAACCUCUUAAACCGGGAUCAUGACUCCAACCUUGAACUUACUAUAGAUGAUCAAUCCACUAUAGACUCAUUGGUUGCUAAUUAUGUUAAAUGGUCUGAUCCUAACGAUUCGAUUCUCGAACUUGUCGGACUAGAAGGAGUCCUCUAUAUAGUCGGUAGACCUCUUGCUCCGGCUCUUCGUGGAUAUCCAACAUGCUUUUCGAGUGAGGGAGUAUUGGACUCUGAAUCUAGCAUUGAUUUCCAUGUACAACCCGACUCUGGCGAUCCCGUUGUGAUCUCGUCGUCUCCCUCCAACAAAAGAAAAAAGAAGGAUGAUAGGUCUAAAGGUAAACUGCUAAUUUUUUCUUUGUCCAAGCCUGCAGGAAAGAUAAGAACCUCAUCGAAGCGCAAGAGGGAUCUUUCUUCAUCUGAGGGAGUAAUCGUUUCCGAAGUAGAACAUGUGGACCCACAAGUUGUGUCCAUGAACAAAACGAUGAACCCGAAAGACUUGGUUUUACCAAAACGUCUUCGUUCUACUCGCCACACCAAACCUACAAGCCUUCUGGAUGCUAAUAAGGUGGCUGAAGAUCCCUCCUUGAACAAUCCUACCAUUGCCAAGCCUCCACCGCUCCCAAACACAGAUCCUUCCUUACUUCACGACUGUCCAAUCAAAAAUGACCCUGACCUGGUAACUGCAGUGAGGCUUUAUCAGAUCCUUCGCUAA
This is a messenger RNA of Lactuca virosa, 960 nucleotides long. NCBI's taxonomy places the organism in Eukaryota, Viridiplantae, Streptophyta, Magnoliopsida, Asterales, Asteraceae. The record is from the annotation of a GenBank genome assembly.